CGUCGGCAAAGGUUCCGUGUUGACUUAUUUGUGCGACACACGCUCCCGCACAAAGAGACCAAAGACCACUAACUGGGUGCUAACACUGGUUCUCUGCGAUGUGCUAAAGGCUACGUCUAUUAUCAACUGGUGAUGGUGAUUCAGAUGAAAAUAUGUCCGACACAGAAAGCCCAUCCUCUUCAUACGAGGACAAAGGACUGAGUUUGAAGGAUAGAGCCAAUCUUCAGACUGACAACGGCCGUCAGACUGCUGAGAAGGAAAUCCCACCAACUUUACCUCCACAAAACCAGAUAGAUAAUCCUGAAGCCCCGCUUCAUGGAGAAACUUCCAUUCACGGAAACACUAAACCUGAGCGUGCGAACGAUUCCAAAGGAGACAACAGUGGAGCGACGAAAGCAAAAACACCAGCAACACAAUCACCACAAGAUGUCUCACGGAAGGAAAAGUUGAAUAAACACAGAGAUGAAAUUGGAAAGAAUGGCUCCGGUACUCAAAGAAUUACUGAAUCCUCUCACACAGAUGUUCCUGGCUUUCCCGGAGGAGGUAAAAGAUACAUGAUUGCAGUGGGGCCUUGUAGCAUUGGUUUGCCCUCUUGGUGCAGAAGCUCCAGACUGAGCCACCUUCUUGGAAAAUGAUAUGCAGCACAUUGACAUCUUUCUCAAGCAGAUGGAAGAUAUGAAAAGUCAAUUUCCUAACCAGCAUGUUGAGCUGUGGAGGAGGAGCCGGAUCCACCUGAAGAGACACCUUCAGACAGCCCAGCCCUCGGAGCCAGUGAGUCUGAUCCUGACUGCCGGCCUGAACGCUCAGAAGACGCUGCGCUGCCUGGCUCAGGGUAUGGCUUCUGCCUUCUCUGCUGCUCUUAAUGCGUCUGUCCUCCUCAUCGAUGGCACCUCCACAGCCAGCCAAGACACUGAUUAGUGGAAAAUGGAAAUUGACACCAAGUUGCAGAUAGCCUUUGAGGGAAACACCCCUGUGGCUAUCAUACAUCGCUUCGAUGAGCUGCCUCCCGGUUCUACUCUAAUCUUUUAUCGCUAUUGUGACCAUGAAAACGCUGCAUACAAGAGACUUUUCUGAUCUUCACGGGUGCUGCUUGGAGAGGAAGAGCUUCCAGCUGACCGCCUGAGUGCUGUGGAGGAGAUGGUGGACGAUCACCUGCAGAGCAAGUUUCUCUCUCAUGGGGAUCCUGUGUCAUUUGACAGGAUGGACCGUGACAAAUACGGUGGACUGUGGAGUCGUAUUUCUCACCUUAUUCUACCUGUAGCUACAGAGGAAAGAAUAGAGCAUCAAGGAUGUGAGACGACAUGAAACAGCUGGUCUUGUUGAAUGCGUCAACUCAUGCACUAAAUUGCUGCGCAUCUCAGAUCAUGAUCACUCAGUGAUGUAAACUUGCUACGGCGUCUCAGUUGAAGCUGAAGAAUAUGUGAUUGAAUAUGUGUCGAGAUAUUGGUAAGAAAAAAAAUCAGUGUCAAGUUAUGGAAAACAUUUGAUGUGAAAUGCAGCACUUUAUUUUUUUGGUCAAAUAAAUGUUUGCAGUAGAUGUACUUUUUUAUCGCAUUUUGGAAUGCAUUUUCUGAACUUGUUUAAAUUGAAAUUUACAGAAUAUAAAUUGGGUAUAUCUAUUGUUUUUGGUGUCACUACAGGGAUUUUUCUUAUUUCCAUGGCAUUUUAUUAAUUUCUUAAACGUACUGUGUUUGCUGAACGUCAUGUUUCUUUUCUUGCAUGUUUUUUUAAAAUUCUUAACAACAUUACUUUUAAAGUUUUUGAAUAAGUGCAUAAAUCAAAUGUGCCUUAAAUUAAAAAUAAAGACAAA
Molecule: messenger RNA, 1810 nt
Organism: Salarias fasciatus (jewelled blenny)
Lineage: Eukaryota; Metazoa; Chordata; Actinopteri; Blenniiformes; Blenniidae
Product: torsin-1A-interacting protein 2-like
Biological process (GO): membrane organization
Cellular component (GO): membrane
Molecular function (GO): ATPase activator activity
Source: RefSeq, a predicted model, not a curated record